AUGCAACAACCAGCUCUACCCUUGCAGCCGGGUCAAGCAUGCAUGAACGUCAUGAACAACACGGUGGUGGUCACCCAGCCUGGCGGGUCGGGUAACAGUCUGCUGCUCAUUGGCAAGGACAAGUUGCAGUUUCGAAGCUGGACCUCUCACAUCUGCUCUUGUUUUAACGACUGCACCAGUUGUAUAUUGGGCACCAUGUGCCUGCCUAUCUUGCUGUGUCGGGUGUCAAACCGUCUCAACGAGUGCGCCCUGAUCACUUGCUGCGCUGCUGGCGGCUUCAUGGCUCUGAGGACCAAACUACGAACCAUGGGCGGGAUUAAGGGCUCCAUCUGCAGUGACUGUUUCAUGACCACUUGCUGCGGCCCAUGCGCGGCUUGUCAGAUGUCUCGUGAAAUGGACAGUAUGGGGUUAUAA
Candidula unifasciata is the source of this 414-nucleotide messenger RNA. The record is from the annotation of a GenBank genome assembly. NCBI's taxonomy places the organism in Eukaryota, Metazoa, Mollusca, Gastropoda, Stylommatophora, Geomitridae.